Messenger RNA from Ochotona princeps (American pika), 2658 nucleotides. It is a transcript of the gene RSPO3, whose product is annotated as R-spondin 3. The record is from RefSeq and is a predicted model, not a curated record. The coding region runs from base 129 to 950 and encodes 273 amino acids. The transcript is spliced from 5 exons. NCBI's taxonomy places the organism in Eukaryota, Metazoa, Chordata, Mammalia, Lagomorpha, Ochotonidae.
AAUAUAUAAUAUAUAUACGUAUAUAUGUAUGUAUAUAUACGCCUAACACGUAUAUUUUAAGACACUGUAUAAUUAAGUCAAAAGAAAAAAAAAAGGAGAAAAGGAAGGGCACUAUUACUGGGGUUACUAUGCACUUGCGACUGAUUUCUUGGUUUUUUAUAAUUUUGAACUUUAUGGAAUACAUCGGCAGCCAAAACGCCUCCCGCGGAAGGCGCCAGCGAAGAAUGCAUCCUAAUGUCAGUCAAGGCUGCCAAGGAGGCUGUGCAACGUGUUCAGAUUACAAUGGAUGUUUGUCAUGUAAGCCCAGACUAUUUUUUGUUCUGGAGAGAAUUGGCAUGAAGCAAAUUGGAGUGUGUCUCUCUUCAUGUCCAAGUGGAUAUUAUGGAACUCGAUAUCCAGAUAUAAAUAAGUGUACAAAAUGCAAAGCUGACUGUGAUACUUGUUUCAACAAAAAUUUCUGCACGAAAUGUAAAAGUGGGUUUUACUUACACCUUGGAAAGUGCCUUGACAAUUGCCCAGAGGGGCUGGAAGCUAACAACCAUACCAUGGAGUGCGUCAGUAUUGUGCACUGUGAGGCCAGUGAAUGGAGUACUUGGAGUCCAUGUGCGAAGAAAGGAAAAACUUGUGGUUUCAAAAGAGGGACUGAAACACGGGUCAGAGAAAUAAUUCAGCACCCCUCAGCAAAGGGUAACCUGUGUCCCCCUACAAGUGAAACAAGAAAGUGUACAGUGCAAAGAAAGAAGUGUCAAAAGGGAGAACGAGGAAAAAAAGGAAGAGAGAGGAAAAGAAAAAAACUUAAUAAAGAAGAAAGUAAGGAAGCAAUACCUGACAAUAAAAGCCUGGAAUCCAGCAGAGAAACCCCAGAACAACGAGAAAACAAACAGCAGCAGAAGAAGCGAAAAGUCCAGGAUAAACAACAGAAAUCGGUAUCAGUCAGCAGUGUGCACUAAAGGGUCCCAUGAGAUUGUUACAGACUCAUGAUGCUGCUAUCUCAACCAGAAGCCCAGGACAGGUGUUCUAGCCAUUAGGACCACAAAUGGACAACAUCAGUUACUGCUCUAUCUAAACAACAUUCCAAAUAGUUGCUAUAUCCUUCCUACAAGCAUAGUAAAAAGCAAACAACAAAAAUUCAAAGAAGGGAUACUUUCAAAUGAUUAUCUUAUGUGCUUCUGCGCAUUUUUAAAAGACAAGAAUUUUGUACAUAACUAUCAGCAGGCUGUGAGCUAUAACAACAUAUUCAUGACAUCCAGAGAAGAAACAUCUUGUCCCUAUAAAAAAUCUUCUUUCAAGCUGUUAUCUUACGAAGCAAAAGAUAAGUCUGCAAAUUCAAAGAUACAGUAUCCCUUCAAAACAGAUAGGCGUUCAGGGGAAAGAUCAUGGAUGGUGUUGCUUCAUCCAGGAGGUCUUGAGAUCCCUUAGGACAGUCCUGGCAUUUGGAAUCAUAGGACACAAUCAUCAUAAAAACAACUGCUUUAAUAUCAGUUCUAUUGUCCUCAUCCUGUACUUCUACAAGGAACACGAGAGUGUAUACCACAAUUAAAUACACUGUAUGCAAUUCGAUAAAUGGCAAAAUUUGGAAGAAAUUAUAGAGUUGGAGAUUACUUUUGUGCUUUAAAGAACUGUGAAGGGUUGUGACCACCUGGAACAGCUCUCCAAUCUAUGUCAGCACUGUUUUUGUUCAGCCUCUGCUAUUCCUUGGGUUAUAUAAGUCUGUAAACUAGGGCCUGUAACUUACUUCCAAAACACAAAAUCACACUUAUUAGAAGAAAAAUCUGAUUUUAUUGAAAACAAAAAAUAGAGCAAGGGGAAUCCAACAUGUUUGCCAAGUUACGUGAUUUAUUUUUCUCUCAAUGGGUAAAACUAUUUGAUUACCUGUUCAGUGGUCCACCUGGAACUAAAUGGGAUACUACUUGCUAAUAAGGUGUAUUUAGUAGGGGAGAAUGCCACCAUAAUAAAUAUAUUUGUUAAUAGUUUGUAAAAUUCUGUUCACUUUGUUUCAUUGUAUGUGUUAUGAGAAAUUGUUACUCUUAAACUCUCACAAAUCAGAAGGGAAUUUUGCUCAAUCAGAGAACUUUUGUUUUAAUGCCCAUGUAAUUAAGAUGAACACCACUCAGUGUUUUGAAUUCUUUAUCUGAAUAGAUGGAGAUAUAUUUAGAGUGUAUUAGAAGCUAGUAAUUCAAACAUUUUCUUAUUUUACUCAACAAAAUUUUAAGUAUAGAUGCUUGGGCCUGCCUGAUUAGCUUCAUUGCUCUCUUCCCUUGCUUAGAAAUGCGUGUCUUUUCUUGUAUGCUGGUUCCUCCUGCAUCUUCAACAUUUAGCCUUUUCUUCUCCAUAUUUUCUCAGUCUGUGGAUCUCUUUUGGGGAUUGAAGUCACCCUAGCAGAAGCUCUACCAGUGUUGUACAGGAUACAGCUAGUCCAAUACAGCAGGAGGUAUCGCUGAGUGUGCAGCAGGGAGCCUGUGACCCACCGUAACCCUCUUGCUGUGAUGGAAGGAUGCAUGGCGACUCUAUCCACCAGACUUCCUAGUCCUCUCAGGAGCACUGCUUGCUGAAGAACUUGAAAUGAAUCUGACUUCUAGCUGCCUAUCCCUGGGCUCCUUUUCUCCACCAACUGUACUGUUCAUGUGGACUGAUUGGUGUAAUUGGUUUUCCAUCUCU